AUACCUUUUCACACUUCCCACUUCUCCACUAUCUCAUCUCUCCAAUUCUCUCCUCUUCUGCAAAUCUCACUCUCUCUCUCUCUCUCUCUUUCUCUGUGCAGAAAAAGGUAGAAAAAGAAGAGCUUAAGAAUGGCUGGAUACAGAGCUGAUGACGACUACGACUAUCUCUUCAAGGUGGUGCUGAUUGGAGAUUCAGGUGUCGGCAAGUCCAAUCUGCUCUCCAGGUUCACCAAGAACGAGUUCAAUCUCGAGUCCAAGUCCACCAUUGGGGUUGAGUUCGCUACCAGGACUUUAAACGUUGAUGGGAAAGUCAUCAAAGCUCAGAUUUGGGACACUGCUGGUCAAGAAAGGUACCGAGCCAUUACUAGCGCUUACUACCGUGGGGCGGUGGGAGCGCUUCUUGUGUAUGAUGUCACUCGUCAUGCAACAUUUGAGAAUGUUGACAGAUGGCUGAAAGAAUUGAGGAACCACACAGAUUCCAACAUCGUUGUGAUGCUCGUGGGAAACAAAUCAGAUCUUCGCCACCUAGUGGCCGUCUCAACCGAAGACGGAAAAUCUUACGCAGAGAAAGAGUCACUCUACUUCAUGGAAACUUCAGCACUGGAAGCAACAAAUGUUGAAAAUGCUUUUGCAGAAGUCCUGACUCAAAUAUACCACAUUGUGAGCAAGAAGGCAGUUGAGGGUGGAGAAAAUGGAACAGACACUUCUGUUCCAGGCAAAGGAGAGAAAAUCAAUAUAAAAGAUGAUGUGUCUGCUUUGAAGAGAGUUGGGUGCUGCUCAAGCUAGGCUUGGGAGAAGAGACCCCCCAAGACUAAGAUUUAAAUCAGUUAUUAGUUACUUUAUUGUGUCCGUACAACAUUUCAGAGAGGAAUAUUAGUUAGAGAAGAAAAACCAUAAAGGCAAGUUUCUAGAGAUAUUGAUCCACUAUACAGGAUGAUAUCAGAAAAAGCAUAAUAUAACAAUUAAAUCCCAUCUGUGAUUUUUAUUUGAUUUUUUUCCCUAUCUUCUUUUGCAAUGUGUAAUUUUGAGAAAUAUCUUUCUUCUAUCAUCGUAUUCACCAA
Humulus lupulus (European hop) is the source of this 1061-nucleotide messenger RNA. Its product is annotated as ras-related protein RABA1b. Gene Ontology annotation, molecular function: GTPase activity; GTP binding. Gene Ontology annotation, cellular component: endosome. Lineage: Eukaryota; Viridiplantae; Streptophyta; Magnoliopsida; Rosales; Cannabaceae. Bases 130 to 786 code for a protein of 218 amino acids. The record is from RefSeq and is a predicted model, not a curated record. The transcript is spliced from 2 exons.